This is a messenger RNA of Vigna angularis (adzuki bean), 1485 nucleotides long. Its product is annotated as UPF0481 protein At3g47200. The transcript is spliced from 2 exons. Lineage: Eukaryota; Viridiplantae; Streptophyta; Magnoliopsida; Fabales; Fabaceae. The record is from RefSeq and is a predicted model, not a curated record. Bases 53 to 1294 code for a protein of 413 amino acids.
CAGAAUACAAGUGUCGGUAUAAGAUUUUUUCUCUUGUGCUACUGUAUACAGUAUGAUCAGUAAAAUGAUGAACACGGAUGAUGUUGUGAUCCAUGUUAAAGGAAUGCUGGAGAGAGCAAGCCCACCAAUAACUGAAGAGUGUUGCAUUUACAGAGUACCUCUACUUAUCCGCCAACUCAACCAAGAAGCUUAUACUCCAAAGGUCGUUUCCAUAGGCCCUUAUCACCAUAAUAGUCUCCAUCUUCAGAAUAUGGAAAGACACAAAGUUAUGUAUUUGAAGUCAUUUCUUAAACGAACCAAUACAAGUAUGGAAAGCUGGAUCCACUAUAUAGCAUCUAAGGAGCCCCUAAUUCGUCACUGUUAUUCAGACGCACUUCAAUUCACCCCUAACAACCUCGUAGAGAUAAUCUGUGUCGAUUCAGGUUUUAUACUUGAACUCUUUUGGACAUUUAACCAUGGGACAGAUGACAUGUAUCUUACAACACCAUGGUUUGGAAAUGCAAUAUUUUAUGAUUUGUUGUUACUUGAGAACCAACUUCCUUCCUUUGUUCUUCACGAUCUCUUCCGUUUGUCUAUUGGUAAUUUUGGAAAUAAUGACAUCCCUCCAUUCAUCCUAUUUACCUUUGGAUACUUUCAGUCUCUCAAUAAGUCCAAUUUGUCUCCUAAUUUUAUUACAUGUCAUCACUUCACCGAUCUGUUACGAACUUUUCACUUAUAUGAAAGAAAUCAAACUACAAGAACCAACCAAUGGCCGCAUAUUCCUAGUGUUACUAAGUUAUCAGAAGCAGGAAUAAAUUUUGCAAGCACAGAAAGUAAGUGCUUACUAAACUUAAGCUUUUCAAGAAGGGUUCUUAAAAUCCCAAAAUUUAGAGUGUCUGAUUCUACUGAAGAGUUGUUUCGCAACAUGGUGGUUUUGGAGCAGUUUCACUAUCCUGAUGAGGGAUACAUUACAGAGUAUGCUCUUGUUCUGCAAUACUUAAUGAACACGGGAAAGGAUGUGGAUAUUCUCGUUAGAGAUGGAAUUGUGGAAAACUUAUUAGGUGACAGUGAUGCUGCAGCUGAAAGGACCAAGCGUCUCUGCAGAAAUAUUGUUUUGUCAGAUUUCAGUUCUGAUUAUGUUUCUCUCUGGCAACAGUUGGAUGCUUCGUAUAAAAGUCGUCGUCUUAAAUGGAAGUCAACUCUAUGCCGUGAUUACUGUAAAGGGCCAUGGCAAACUGCUGCUACCAUUGCUGCCAUUGUUCUACUUGGUCUCUCUUUUGUUCAAACAGUUUGCUCUAUCUGGCAGACAAAAUAGAAUUAGAAUGUCUCACCCCUUUCCAAGACCAUGUCAAUUAGUCUAUUUCUUCAUUGCUUAUUUUCUUUUGUUGUAUUUUAUUUUUUUGUGUUUUUCCUAGUUGCUCUCUUUAUGUUUUGUUUGGUGUGCCUUUUUGCUGUCAAUUAUUAAUGUACUGUGUUUAGUUAUUGUAAUGCAAGAAAAUUUGGUCA